AACCUACAAUCAAUUUCUACAAAAACAAAAAACAACAGUAAACCCAUAUUACUCAUCUCAGUUCAGCGGACGCAAGCAACAAUAUCAUGGGGAGGAAGCCUGCUGUUUCCUUGAGAAUUGCAUCCUCACUUGUACUGAUAAUCCUUGCUGUUUUUAUUGCAUGCAUGUUGACACCCGGUGAGUCAAGAACGAGCCCAUCAGUGCAGGUAGCGGAUCUGAGGAAUAAGCAGCUGGCCAUGGGAGAUGCCAACGUUACUAAUUACUCUGUUGAACAGGAGGAUUCGACGCCCGGACCUGCUUGCACCGAUAGUAGCCAAUGCAUCAAUUACUGUUACUCAAAGAACCCUGAACUGGACUACCAUUGCGGUGGGGAUGGAAAGUGCUUCUGCAGUUGGUGCUGAUCAAAUCACUCCCCUUUCCUUUGGAUCACAGAAACACAGAGGCAAGCAGAGCAGGCAGUACUGGUAGAUCUCGCUCUGCUCCUAGCUGCUCAUCAUAUCCAUUAUGUUGUAUUCUGUUUGUGUUUAAGUGUUUGCUGCUCGGCAGCCUUUAUUGUCUACUUCGCCUGCAGUUUUCGAGAGCCUUUGAGACGGAUUGAAUAAAUUGAUCUGAACACCCAAUUACUCACCGAAUCAUCUCCCCCUGUAUCGUACUCGCAAAGAAACUUGCAUACAACAUAAAGAAAUUAAUAGGUCAAUGAUGAACCAAGAAAGGAUGUAGUUUAGAUGAUAGAGUGCUCGCUUAGUAUGUGAGAGGUACGAGACUUGUUACCUAGCAUCUUCACUCAUCUAAUAAUGGAUCAAAGAAAUUCACCACCAAACCCUAUUUUCCCCAAUCAAAACACAAGCUACAU
Linum trigynum is the source of this 853-nucleotide messenger RNA. The record is from the annotation of a GenBank genome assembly. NCBI's taxonomy places the organism in Eukaryota, Viridiplantae, Streptophyta, Magnoliopsida, Malpighiales, Linaceae.